Messenger RNA from Pantherophis guttatus, 3333 nucleotides. Its product is annotated as potassium voltage-gated channel subfamily A member 1. Gene Ontology annotation, biological process: protein homooligomerization; action potential; potassium ion transmembrane transport. The record is from RefSeq and is a predicted model, not a curated record. Gene Ontology annotation, cellular component: voltage-gated potassium channel complex; juxtaparanode region of axon; paranode region of axon. NCBI's taxonomy places the organism in Eukaryota, Metazoa, Chordata, Lepidosauria, Squamata, Colubridae. Gene Ontology annotation, molecular function: protein binding; delayed rectifier potassium channel activity.
CCCGUAAACCGUCCGUCCCCCACGAACCUCAGGGGAGCCCACAUUGGUAAGCAAGGGCCAGCCCAGAGCCAGGGGGAAGUCUCCAGAUCUUGCUGAGCCGGCAUCUGGGCUACCUCACCUCAGCCGCCGUGCCGCCGCCGCAGAAGCAGCGGUUGUUUGUUUGUUUGUUUAUUUAUUUAUCGGGUGCGAGGAGGCAAAGUGUGGCAGGAGCCGCAGUGCAACAGCAGCCGCCGUCGCCGCCGCAGCAGCCGCCGCCGCGUGGCCCAUCCUGCAAGAAAAGUCCAAGUGGCCAAAGACUGGUGGAGCUCCAUCUCGUAGCCUGUCUCUCUUUCCCCUCCGCCCCCCCCCCACACUACUACUCUACCCACCCACACGUGCGAGGAGGCCCGGACUCUCCUCCUGCCUUCCGGGAGCCAGUCCGAUUUACUCCUUUGCCUGGUUUCCUACCCCACCCACCCCGCCCAAUGACUAGCCCCCUUCCCCAUUUCCUUUCCUUUCUCCAGCCAGGACUCCCUCCGGCCCGGCCCUUCCCCGUUUUAUUUUCUUGACUUCCCCUGCUUCAUCCUUGCCGUCUCCUGGCCCGGGAGCUGUCCACUUCAGCACCACUCGCACCCAUGUGCUAACUCUAUCCCAGGAGCUGUCCACUUCAGCACCGCUGGCACCGAUGAGCUAACUCUAUCCCAGGAGCUGUCCACUUCAGCACCGCUGGCACCGAUGAGCUAACUCUAUCCCAGGAACUGUCCACUUCAGCACCGCUGGCACCGAUGAGCUAACUCUAUCCCAGGAGCUGUCCACUUCAGCACCGCUGGCACGAUGAGCUAACUCUAUCCCAGGAACUGUCCACUUCAGCACCGCUGGCACCGAUGUGCUAGCUCUAUCCCAGGAACUGUCCACUUCAGCACCACUCGCACCGAUGUGCUAGCUCUAUCCCAGGAGCUGUCCACUUCAGCACCACCCGCACCCAUGUGCUAACUCCUACCCCGGAUUUCUUGUUAUCUCUGAAGUCCUCCUCCCUCCAUCACUCACUGGCCGGCUCUGGGAGGGGACUCCUCCUGCCUUGGGCCCCAACUCUCCGUCUCCCAUCAUGACUGUCCUGGUUGGGGACAACCUGGAUGAAACCUUGGCUUUGCCAGGCCACCCUCAGGACAGCUACCGGCCAGGGUCUCACGAGGACCACGAGUGCUGUGAGCGGGUGGUGAUUAACAUUGCUGGCCUGAGGUUCGAGACGCAGCUGAAAACCCUGGCUCAGUUCCCCAACACUUUGCUGGGGAACCCCAAGAAACGCAUGCGGUACUUUGACCCACUGAGGAACGAGUAUUUCUUUGACCGGAAUCGCCCCAGCUUCGAUGCCAUCCUCUAUUACUACCAGUCUGGGGGACGGCUUCGCCGGCCAGUGAAUGUUCCUUUGGACAUGUUCUCCGAGGAGAUCAAGUUCUAUGAACUGGGGGAGGAGGCCAUGGAGAAAUUUCGAGAGGAUGAAGGCUUUAUUAAGGAGGAAGAGAGGCCCUUACCUGAGAAGGAAUAUCAAAGACAGAUUUGGCUGCUCUUCGAAUACCCGGAGAGCUCCGGGGCAGCUCGGGUGAUUGCCAUCAUCUCCGUCAUGGUGAUCUUAAUCUCCAUCGUAAUCUUUUGCUUGGAAACCUUGCCAGAUUUAAAGGCUCAGGACAAGAAAUAUGUAUUCCGCAACCGCACGAACAACUCCACCAUCUACCGCAAACCCAACAUCUUCACCGACCCUUUCUUCGUGGUGGAAACUCUAUGCAUCAUCUGGUUUUCGUUCGAGCUGGUGGUACGCUUCAUCGCCUGCCCGAGCAAGGCUGAGUUCUUCAAGAACAUCAUGAAUUUCAUAGACAUAGUGGCCAUCAUCCCUUACUUCAUCACUCUGGGCACAGAGAUGGCUGAGCAGAAGGGGCCUCCCAAAGGAGAACAGGCUACCUCUCUGGCCAUCCUGAGGGUCAUCCGACUGGUAAGAGUCUUUCGCAUCUUCAAACUCUCCAGGCACUCUAAGGGACUCCAGAUUCUGGGACAGACUCUCAAAGCCAGCAUGAGGGAGUUAGGUUUGCUUAUCUUUUUCCUUUUCAUUGGGGUGAUCUUGUUCUCCAGCGCAGUGUACUUUGCUGAAGCUGAGGAAAAUGGGACUCAUUUCGACAGCAUCCCCGAUGCUUUCUGGUGGGCAGUGGUAUCCAUGACCACUGUGGGAUAUGGUGACAUGUACCCUGUGUCAAUUGGAGGCAAAAUCGUGGGCUCCUUGUGUGCCAUUGCUGGUGUGCUGACAAUUGCCCUGCCUGUACCUGUCAUUGUGUCCAACUUCAACUACUUCUACCACCGAGAAACAGAAGGGGAGGAACAGGCUCAGUUACUUAAAGUUAGCUCUCCUAACUUAGCCUCUGACUCUGACCUGAGUCGCCGUAGCUCCUCCACCAUCAGCAAAUCCGAGUAUAUGGAAAUUGAAGAGGAUGUGAAUAAUAGCAUAGACAAUUUUAGGGAGGCAACCCUCAGAACUGGAAACUACACCUUAGCCAACCAAAACUGUGUCAAUAAAACCAAGCUACUGACAGAUGUUUAGGCUACGUUAGGGAAGGGGAAAAAACAACAACAACAACAAUACAACACAAAAAACGAAACCACGUUGGUAGCUUUGGAGAAGUUAAAGGGGGGGAUUGAGUGGCCCCUCUUUGCAGAUGCUUGGCGAAUAUGUCGUUUGAAUGCUUUACCUCGAAAUAAUGUGGUUGCAUUGCAAAUUUUGCUCAGCGGCUCAAGAAGCUUUCAGGAUCCAUGAACGAGAUUCACAAUUUUUUGGGAGAUAUUAUUAUUAUUAUUAUUUUUGGUGCAGGAGGGGGAAGGAAUUUCGUUUCCAAAAGUUAUUUUCCGGUGGGUAUGAAUAGUUAAUGAUCAUUCCUGGGACUAGUCUAGUUAUAAAUAAGUAUCAUAUGCUUCUAGCCCUAGAAUUCUUUUCUUUUCUUUUUUUUUUUUUUUUGUGUUGUUUUUUUUUUGGGGGGGGGGUUCGUUCGCUUACUUUUUAAACAAUCAACUUGAGAGGACUUUUACAAAUAUGCAUGGAAUACAGGAAAAAAGUUUCUAUUUAAAAAAAACAAAAAAAACCAAAACCUGCACAAUGCAUCCGAGAACAUGCAUCCAAUCUAUAUUCAGCAGUAAUAAAAGUGCAGUAGAUAUUUUCCCACUGCUUAGGAGGACUGAUUUAAUCUAGUCCCUUUGGCAAAAAAAGGGGUUGGCAGGUCCGGGUAGACAGAUUUACCCACAGCACUUUACGAAAAUAUUGCCAGGUCAUUCUGGGUUUGUGGUACACCCUUCUGAGGCAUACCCAUCCCAGGG